Messenger RNA from Colletotrichum navitas, 1128 nucleotides. RefSeq names its product peptidase S8/S53 domain-containing protein. The coding region runs from base 169 to 1128 and encodes 319 amino acids. NCBI's taxonomy places the organism in Eukaryota, Fungi, Ascomycota, Sordariomycetes, Glomerellales, Glomerellaceae. Gene Ontology annotation, molecular function: serine-type endopeptidase activity. The transcript has 2 exons. The record is from RefSeq and is a predicted model, not a curated record. Gene Ontology annotation, biological process: proteolysis.
AAAACCUCAGCAAAAGUAGCAAAGGACCUCGAACUCCGACAUGACUCCGAUAUAAAGGCGAUCUUUCCGGAUUCCAUAGCUCCAGGUAUCUUAUCUGAUCCAGGCGCAGAUGUCUCCUUAAGGGCCUUAUCACAGCCUCCUCAAUUUGCAUCAUUUCAACCUAAUGAUAUGCCUGGGUAUUUAUGCCCCAAAAGUGCUGGCAAAGGUAUCACAAUCUAUAUUAUUGGUCCUGGAACAGACCCACAUCACGAAGAAUACACCCAGUCACCUGGCUCCAAGCGAUGGUUAUACCUUUCUGAAAAUGAUAAAUCAGAGUCAGACGGCGAUCGUCGUCUAGGCCAUGGUACCUGCGUGCAGUCCCUCGUCAACGGGCCCCGUUUUGGUGCUGCUAAGGCCGCCGAUAUUGUUAUUGUUAAAUUACCUUUCCCAGCCAACUACAUCACCAUAUCAUCAGCUUUUAAACUCGUUGCGGAGGAUAUUGAAGCGAGGAAUUUACGAGGAAAGGCCGUCAUUACAAUGUCUGAGGGCUAUCCUGGCAUCGACAUCUACAAGAGUAAAUCAUCUGGCACUCAAGUAAUUAAGCAAGGGUUAUUUGGAAAGGUUAAAGAAUUGAGAGACUACAUACUACGCCUGAUAUCUCUCGACGUCCCCCUAGUAGUUUCUUCAGGAAACAACCGCCAAGUGUAUAAGCAUAUUGACUCAUUUCCUGCGGCACUUGGGGAGGUAAUAGACGUUAUUACUGUUGGUGCUAUGGAGCCUAAUGGCGCCCGGACACAGUACUCACAAGGCGAGAUUAACGAGGUCACGGUACUAGCAGUGGGUCAAGUUGAAUGCGCAAAGAAAGACAGUACAUCGCAGACUAGACAGAUUUAUGGUACUUCCUUUGCUGCACCGAGGGUGGCUGGGAUGAUUGCUACCUGGCUAGGCAGUGAGGAAUAUCGUGAACGACUUCACGUGAAAGGGAAGGUCGUGGCAAAUGUUAAGAACCUAUUAAAAGAGCUCGCAUACAUCAAGAUGCCUGCUUCAAAGCCUGAUGGCGGCUUCCUAGUGGCCUAUAACGGGUUUGGCAAGUUUACUUGUAGGGGAUACUCUGAUCCUAAGCAAGCUCAGGGCAGGAAGUUAUGCUAA